CCAGGCCCCUGGUGAAAGUGAGGAAGGAGAGAAGGGGGGGGAGGGGUCCACCAAUUCCUAAGGUGCAGGAUUAAGGGCAAGGUGUGAAGCCUUGAUUUCUUGGGGACCCUUCUUCAUCUCAGAAACACUCACCCAAGAGUAGGGGAGUGCAAGGGGAAAGGCAACUUGGCCAUGCAAGGAAGGCGGGUCAGCAGGGAGUAAAGCCACCCUUGUCACUUUCCCUCCUGGCGUGGGACCGUCAGGUUUCCUGUUUGAAGGGGGGAAAACAGCAAAAUCCAACAAAGCAAAAAGGGGAGGAGGAAAAAGAGGGUCUGGAGAGGCCUUGGUGGAGGCCAGGGAACUAGUGUCCCUACCAGGCUUGAUCUGCACGCCCCUUCACUGGCCGUGCCCGCCGCUGGCGUUCGGGAGGAGAGCCCGGCCGGCUGGCUGUGUGCGCCCAUUAAUCUGCCGGGCGGGCGGGCGGGCUGGGGGCUGUUUGUAACUUUGCUGCCUCGGUCGCCGUGGUCCCCGGGGAGCGGGCUCCGGCGCUCGCUCCCAUUGGCCGCCGCUGCGUCAGCUGGUGCGAUUUGCUGCUGUCGCUUUUGGCGUUCGGCCAUCCAGAAACAAACCAGUUCGAUGACUACUAAUAGUUAUAGCCAGAUGUACUAAUACACAACAAAUCACAGUCCUGCAGAGGGGCGAGCAAAUGAGUUCCUAUUUUGUGAAUCCCACUUUCCCCGGGAGCCUGCCCAGCGGCCAAGACUCCUUCUUGGGCCAGCUGCCCCUCUACCAGGCCGGCUAUGACGCGCUGAGGCCCUUCCCGGCCUCCUACGGAGCGUCGAGCCUCCCGGACAAGACGUACACCUCACCUUGUUUCUACCAACAGUCCAACUCGGUCCUGGCCUGCAACCGGGCGUCCUACGAGUACGGGGCCUCGUGUUUCUAUUCUGAUAAAGACCUCAGUGGCGCCUCGCCCUCGGGCAGUGGCAAGCAGAGGGGCCCAGGGGACUACGUGCACUUUUCUCCCGAGCAGCAGUACAAACCCGACAGCAGCAGCGUGCAGGGCAAAGCCCUCCAUGACGAAGGCGCCGACCGGAAGUACACAAGCCCGGUUUAUCCUUGGAUGCAGCGGAUGAACUCCUGCACGGGUGCUGUGUACGGGAGCCAUGGGCGCCGAGGCCGCCAGACCUACACACGAUACCAGACGCUGGAGCUGGAGAAGGAGUUCCACUUCAACCGGUACCUGACACGGCGCCGCCGCAUCGAGAUCGCCAAUGCGCUUUGCCUCACCGAGCGCCAGAUCAAGAUCUGGUUCCAGAACCGCCGCAUGAAGUGGAAAAAGGAAAAUAAACUGAUCAAUUCCACGCAGCCCGGCGGGGAGGACUCUGAGGCAAAGGCGGGCGAGUAGAUCCCGGGGAGGG
Nycticebus coucang (slow loris) is the source of this 1400-nucleotide messenger RNA. It is a transcript of the gene HOXA6, whose product is annotated as homeobox A6. The coding region runs from base 686 to 1387 and encodes 233 amino acids. Gene Ontology annotation, molecular function: DNA-binding transcription factor activity, RNA polymerase II-specific; RNA polymerase II cis-regulatory region sequence-specific DNA binding. NCBI's taxonomy places the organism in Eukaryota, Metazoa, Chordata, Mammalia, Primates, Lorisidae. The transcript is spliced from 2 exons. Gene Ontology annotation, cellular component: nucleus. The record is from RefSeq and is a predicted model, not a curated record. Gene Ontology annotation, biological process: regulation of transcription by RNA polymerase II; anterior/posterior pattern specification.